This is a messenger RNA of Pongo pygmaeus (Bornean orangutan), 5285 nucleotides long. It is a transcript of the gene SFXN5, whose product is annotated as sideroflexin 5. Gene Ontology annotation, cellular component: mitochondrial inner membrane. The coding region runs from base 1393 to 2238 and encodes 281 amino acids. Lineage: Eukaryota; Metazoa; Chordata; Mammalia; Primates; Hominidae. Gene Ontology annotation, molecular function: monoatomic ion transmembrane transporter activity; citrate transmembrane transporter activity. The transcript has 13 exons. Gene Ontology annotation, biological process: citrate transport; monoatomic ion transport; mitochondrial transmembrane transport. The record is from RefSeq and is a predicted model, not a curated record.
AAUCCAAGAUACAAAUAGUUCUUCAUGGCUAGAUAGAAUCUCUAAGAUAAGAUACAAAUCCAAGAUACAAAUUGUUCUUCAUGGCUAGCUAGACUCUCCCCCCAGCUUUAUGAGAAGUGUUUCUUGUGGUUCAACUACUAGAGGAUGAAAAACUUUGACUGCUACAGCUCAUGUAGUGUCCAGAAACACUGGCAGACAUGAGCCAACCCUGCACUCCACCAUGAGACUAAUGAGACCCAAAGUGGGGUUCCCUAGAAGACCAAAUAUUUCUACUGUCAUCUUGGGCAAAACAGGUAGCUCCCGAAGUCUGGCUCAUUGACCAGGUAAUUCAGCUGGGAAUCUUCAGCUAAUCCAUUCUACAACUGUGUGUUAUUAUCCAUGCUGAUGCUUACUCCACAAUCUGUAGUACUCCCCCUUACCUAACACCCUCCCCACCCACCCUAGUCCCAAGUUCUCCUCCUGCCCAGGAAUUAGGCCCAGGAGGGAUCUUCCUUGGUUGGCCAGACAAGGUGAAGGCUCCCAGGGCUCUUAAUCCCCCACUGAUGAACUCACAGCCAACACUUAUUUGAGUCUCUACUGUGAGCCCUCUUAUGUCUGGCUCUGAAAACUGAAGUGAAUCAAAAAGUCAUAGCCCCUGCCCUGUGAACCUUACAGUAAGAAAGACUGUCCAGAACAGUAAGUAGUUUUGAGUGCAAAAGAGAAGUGCUGGGUGCCACGGAGCCUCUAUGGGAUUUUGUGGAAGCAGAGUGAUGGACUGGGAAAUGCAAUGUUUAGGCUAAAGCCAGAAAGAGAGCCAGCAUCAGGCGAAGAUUUAGUCUUCUGGGUACAGAAUGUUCAGAGGUCGGGAGGCGGGCAGGCCCCAGCAUGCUCCAGGAACUGAAUGUCAGGGCAGCCGGAGAGCACAGGACGAGUGGGCAGGGUGGCGACGGAGGAAAGUACGAGAAGGUUCCGCACUGCAACUCCUUGCAGAAAGCCUUCCGAGGUUAACCCUACUCCGCCUGGAGUCUUUGCCCAUCUGGUCCCAGGUUCCCCCUUGCAUGGGACCCUUCUGGGCUGCCUGGCCCCAGGAGCGACGCCCACGGCAGCAACUCUAACUUCUGGGGGCAACUAAGCAGGGAGGGGUGGCCCGUGGUCGUCGUACAGGAACACCUUUCCUGGACUGCGGACCUUGCACCUUGCAACGCGGACAGCGGGCACCGAGACCUCUCCGGACGGCCGCAACUCUCCGCAGUCUACGGUUGUUAAGCGCCGUGACGCAAAAAACUACACUCCCCACAACCCCUUGCGCCUCCCGCUCGCUGCGGUUGCUUAGGGCCAAUCGGGAGAGGCAGCUGUGGCGGGGGCCGAGGAGGGACAUUUUAAAAGGGCCGGAGAUUGCGGGCGUCAGUGGCCAUGGCGGAUACAGCAACUACAGCAUCGGCGGCGGCGGCUAGUGCCGCUAGCGCCUCGAGCGAUGCACCUCCUUUCCAACUGGGCAAACCCCGCUUCCAGCAGACGUCCUUCUAUGGCCGCUUCAGGCACUUCUUGGAUAUCAUCGACCCUCGCACGCUCUUUGUCACUGAGAGACGUCUCAGAGAGGCUGUGCAGCUGCUGGAGGACUAUAAGCAUGGGACCCUGCGCCCGGGGGUCACCAAUGAACAGCUCUGGAGUGCACAGAAAAUCAAGCAGGCUAUUCUACAUCCGGACACCAAUGAGAAGAUCUUCAUGCCAUUUAGAAUGUCAGGUUACAUUCCUUUUGGGACGCCAAUUGUAGUCGGUCUUCUCUUGCCCAACCAGACACUGGCAUCCACUGUCUUCUGGCAGUGGCUGAACCAGAGCCACAAUGCCUGUGUCAACUAUGCAAACCGCAAUGCAACCAAGCCUUCACCUGCAUCCAAGUUCAUCCAGGGCUACCUGGGAGCUGUCAUCAGCGCCGUCUCCAUUGCUGUGGGCCUUAAUGUCCUGGUUCAGAAAGCCAACAAGUUCACCCCAGCCACCCGCCUUCUCAUCCAGAGGUUUGUGCCGUUCCCUGCUGUAGCCAGUGCCAAUAUCUGCAAUGUGGUCCUGAUGCGGUACGGGGAGCUGGAGGAAGGGAUUGAUGUCCUGGACAGCGAUGGCAACCUCGUGGGCUCCUCCAAGAUCGCAGCCCGACACGCCCUGCUGGAGACGGCGCUGACGCGAGUGGUCCUGCCCAUGCCCAUCCUGGUGCUACCCCCGAUCGUCAUGUCCAUGCUGGAGAAAUUGAAACAUCCCAAUUAGAGCCGGAGAUAGCCCAGGCCACGAGCAGCCGGACAGUGGUGUACAACAAGGGGCUGUGAGUGUGGUCAGCGGCCUGGGGACGGAGCACUGUGCAGCCGGGGAGCUGAGGGGCAGGGUGGUAGACUCACAGCUGCACCUGCAGGGAGCAGCACACCAACCCCAGCAGUCCUGGGCCCCCUGGGAGAGUGUUCAACCUGCAGUGGAGGGAGACUGACCCAUUCACAUUUUAACAUAGGCAAGAGGAGUUCUAACACAUUUCGCACAAAAAAAUAAUCAAGUGCAUUUCUGGGCCUUAUGUGGGGUUGUCAGAACUCCACUCAGCACAAUUAUGUGUGAAGCUGAAAAAUUGUAGAGUGCCCAUGGGGUAGAAUUAGAAUCCUUUUAUACUUUGAUUCCUUUUUUAUUUUUAUUUUUUAUCAGAAUCAAAUCUGAGCCUUAGUUUCAGCUGACCAGAAGUGGCAGGAGGACAGGUGGAGGGGAGCCAGAUUAGGCCUGGAGUUGGGCUGGUUUGGUGGCCAGGCUGGUAGAUUUAGGAUAUUACAAUGGCCAGCCCAGAUGGCUCCCUGGGCUGGUGUGGGGAGGGGAGAGAAGGUGGUCUGCACCCCACAGGAUGAACUAGCCAUGACUAGGGUCCUCAGGAAGUGGCCCAGGGAAUCAGGGAGCACUGGAGGCCUCUGCAAGAUUCUGUGGGCAGCUGGCUCUGAAUGUAGCCAGCCCACAUCCAUUCCAGAGCUGCAGAACCAGUCCCUCUGAGUGAAGCCCGGUGACCCUGGAGCUAGGGUCCCCCUUCGUGGAGCUCAGACUGAUUCAGGGCCCCUGAAGUGACCCCAGCUCCAGGCAGGAAACCCUGAGAAGGAAUGGUGCUUGGCAGGAACCGUGGACCUGCACUUGGCCUCUUCGAGAAGAUCCUUCUUCCAGGCCCCAGGCUGGAUGCUGGGUACUGGGGCUGAGAGUGGGGCUGGACUGGGCUGGCUGCCUUCUGUGGAGCUUCUCCAGCCACCAAGGCUGCCCAUCCCAUCCCUUUCUAAGCAGGAAGGUCUCAUGCCUGAGAAUGCCUAGGCCAGCUCCUUAGACACCUGUCAGAGAAGCAGCAUCAACCUAGGAGCUGUGGGCCCUGGCUCUGGCACUAAAUGGCAGUGAGAUGUCGGACAAGUUCAUUCCCUUCUCUGAGCCUCCACUCCCUGUCUGAAACCAGAAGACUGGGUCAAAGGGUUCCCACUGGCUCCUCCAGCAAGACCUCGUCUUUGCCUGUCCUGCUCAGAUGCUGGUCAUCCUGGGCAUGUUCCCAGUGUGGACUCUGGACUGGGAAGGGGGCAGGCCCCUUUGGACCAGCAGUUGGCCUCAGAACCUGGACCUUGCCUUCUGUAUGUGACCCCAUAUGCCGGGAGCAGUUGACCUUUGCCAAACACUUUACAGUUCUGGAGGAGAAGGUAACAUAGAUGCCUGGGCCUGAUGGUGGGGCCAUACCCGUGUGUCGCCUCUCACUCCGGCAGCCUCAGAGGCCCCUUGCUGCUAGCUCCCAUCUCCCUCCCAUUUGCAGACCAGGAAGGAAGAGCAAGCUGUACAAAGGGAAGCAGAGCCUGGGGUGGGUGUGAGCAGGGUGACCCCUCAUCUGAAAGGCCCAAACCAGGGGGGAGCACCAGCCUCAAUGCAGCCCCCUCCUGACCCCACCUAGAAAGGAAGCCUCCACCUGCAGCCCCGGGCCUCCCUCCCCCGGGGUCUCCACCUCAGGGGAGACUUAGGCCAGAGGUGAACAUUCAUGUGUAGGAAGAGGCCGCUGCAGGGUGGAAUCUUAGGGCAGGGGAAGUGUGCUGAGGUGGGUCUUCCGUGGGCAUGGCCGUUGCCUCUCUGCCAGCCGCUGGUGCCCACCAGCUGGCUCUGCAGCACAUUGCCCUGAGGGGCCUGCCACUCUCCUGAGGAGCAGCCCACCUCCUGCCCGUGAGGAGGGGGAGAAGGCUUAGACAAGCCUGGAGGCCAACAUAGCGGGGGUGUGGGGGUGCCAUGGUGUUGGAGGGGCAGGCCUUUUUGAGCCAAUCCCACCACAAUGUGAAUAUGCCAGUGACUGCUGUGCUGUGCUGGUCUCUAGGCCUGAACUAGGUGCUGGCAUGUCUGCGUCCUCUUUUGAAAAGCUCACUUCAAGCUCACCCUGCUCCUACCUAUCAUAGGGUCUUAUUCUUGUGCACUUUAUCUUGGGACCAAAACUGCCUACCCACCCACCUCCCGCCCUCCCCCUGCCAGAGGCCUGGUGCCCUGGCCCAGCCUGUGGCCUCAGCAUCUCAUAACUCAUUUGCUUUGUCUCCCGGAUGAUUUCCGUCAUGCUCCCAAAUACAGCUUCAGGUGAGCCGAGGGGUCUGCUCCUGUGGCAGUGCAGUGGCAAACGAUCCAGAUAGCCCAGGGUGAGGGUGACAGAGGGACAGUGGGCUAUGCUACUAGGCCCUGGUCUGGGUUUGGAAAGCCCUGUAAGGGGAAACCUUCACCCAGCACCCAUGCCACACUCUGCUGAGGCCAGAGGAAGGGAGGCCUGAGGGGCAGAUUGGUUCAUGCCUGGGGUGGAGGCUAAGCCUGGACCCACAGUCAGGGCAGGGCUGGCCAGCUGUGCCAGAACACAACCCAUGCCUGCAAUGGUUCUGCAUCCCUGGUGUCCCUGCCUGGCCCUCCUCUGGUCACUUCAAACAUUCCCUCAGGCUUGGGGAUGCCCUUCUUCCAUUUCUAGACAGCAAUGUGAGGGCGCAGGGACCAAGAUGUCAAGCUGGCCAUGGAGUCAAGCUGGCCGACGGACCCCUUUCACCUCCUGGUUGUGAGCCGACUUCUUUCGUGUUCUGGCCUCUGGCCUGGGAGAAGGGCAGGAGCCUAGACGAGGAAAAAGGCCGGUGGACAGACCCAGGGUGGUCUUCAAGCCUGGCCCAGUGAGAGUGAGGCCCCCGCAUGCAAGCCUCAGCCACUCCCAGGGGCCUUUGCAGUGUCUUUUUAACCUCAGAAAAUUUCUCAAUCUAUGUGAUUUGUGUAAUACUAAUGAGCUUUGGGCAAUAAAUACGGGAUUUAAAGCA